AUGGCCACUUCCUUUGUGCACAGCUCUUCUUCUACCUACGGUGGAGGUAACUCUCGCCUUUCCUCUGCCCGAGCAGGAGGAACCUACAGAGCCCCAAGCAUCCAUGGAGGAUCUGGUGGCAGGGGUGUCUCUGUGUCCUCAGCUAGGUAUGUCUCCUCUGUAGGAGGUGGAUACGGUGGUGGUGUGUGCUCUGGCUUUGGUAGUGGUUUUGGAGGAGGCUACGGUGGCUUUGGUGGUGGUGCAGCCGGUGGCUUUGCUGGUGGUGCAGCCUGUGGCUUUGGUGGAGGAGGUGUCUAUGGGGGAUGUUUUGAAACUGCUGGUGGUGAUGGCCUUCUCUCUGGAAACGAGAAGAUAACCAUGCAGAACCUGAAUGACCGUCUGGCUGCGUACCUGGACAAGGUGCGAGCUCUGGAGGAGGCAAAUUCAGAUUUAGAAGUUAAAAUCCGAGACUGGUACCAGAAGCAAGGUCCAACCAGCCCAGCCCGGGACUACAGUAAUUAUUACAAGAUAAUUGAAGAUCUCCGAGACAAGAUUCUUGCAGCUACUAUUGACAAUUCCAGAGUCAUUUUGGAGAUUGACAAUGCCAGGCUGGCUGCAGAUGACUUCAGACUGAAGUAUGAGAAUGAGCUGUACCUGCGCCAGAGUGUGGAGUCUGACAUCAACGGCCUGCGCAGAGUCCUGGAUGAGCUGACCCUGUCCAGAGCUGACCUGGAGAUGCAGAUUGAGAACCUGAAGGAGGAGCUGGCUUAUCUGAAGAAGAACCAUGAGGAGGAAAUGAAGGAGUAUUCAAAUCAGCUGAGUGGAACAGUCAAUGUGGAGAUGGAUGCAGCUCCUGGCAUCGACCUGACCAGAAUUCUCUCUGAGAUGAGGGAGCAAUAUGAAACUCUGGCUGAGAAGAACCGUAAAGAUGCAGAGGCUUGGUUCCUCACUCAGACUGAUGAGCUGAACCGUGAAGUAGCCACUCACACAGAGCUGAUCCAGAGCAGCAAAUCAGAGAUCACAGAACUGAGACGCACGGUCCAGAGCCUGGAGAUCGAGCUCCAGUCACAGCUCAGCAUGAAAGCUGGCCUGGAAGCCAACCUGCGAGAUACAGAAGGACGAUACUGUGCACAGCUGGCCCAGAUCCAGGUCCUCAUCACCAGCGUUGAGGAGCAGCUGAGCGAGCUGCGCUGUGACAUGGAGCGUCAGAACCAGGAGUACAAAAUGCUCAUGGACAUCAAAAGCCGCCUGGAGAAGGAAAUCGCCACUUACCGGCAGCUGCUGGAGGGCCAGGACGCUCACCUGUCAGGAGUGAACCCUAAGGAUGCAGGAUCUCUGAGCAGAAGAACUGGCACAGAUGAUGAUGGAAAACCUCCUAGCAGGAGAUUCUAAUAAAGAAGCACUGAAUCCUCUCCUGCAUUUCACAUCAUGUAAAAGCAGCACAGCCAAACCCUUGGGUAGUGCUCAGGAAAACAGCCUUUUCCUUUUGCAAAAUCACAAGAAUGUAACCCAAGAAUAUGCACCAGCUUGAUGUCUUUCCUCAAGUUUGCUCCUUUGCUCUCCCUUUUUCCAUGGCUCUAUGGGUCAGAAACAAGAAGCUUGUUCUCUGCCAGUGGUUAUUUUGUUUCUCUAGUGAAGAA
This is a messenger RNA of Calypte anna (Anna's hummingbird), 1619 nucleotides long. Its product is annotated as keratin, type I cytoskeletal 15. Gene Ontology annotation, molecular function: structural molecule activity. Lineage: Eukaryota; Metazoa; Chordata; Aves; Apodiformes; Trochilidae. The transcript has 8 exons. Bases 1 to 1371 code for a protein of 456 amino acids. The record is from RefSeq and is a predicted model, not a curated record.